Messenger RNA from Colletotrichum tamarilloi, 183 nucleotides. RefSeq lists its product as uncharacterized. The record is from RefSeq and is a predicted model, not a curated record. The transcript has a single exon. NCBI's taxonomy places the organism in Eukaryota, Fungi, Ascomycota, Sordariomycetes, Glomerellales, Glomerellaceae. The annotation marks the transcript as partial.
AUACUAUUUGUUUGUUUCAAAGUUCUGCCUUUGCUGGCGGCUCGGGUGGUUCUCGAUAUCGUUUUCACGGUAUUAAUACACAGAAUCAGUGAAUACUCUCACUGUCUCAAUAGACUAUUUUUCUUAGAUUUUUCCACCUUUCCAACUUUCCCUCCUGCAAAAUUCACAACCGCGGAUCAUUGA